Molecule: messenger RNA, 398 nt
Organism: Tuber aestivum (summer truffle)
Lineage: Eukaryota; Fungi; Ascomycota; Pezizomycetes; Pezizales; Tuberaceae
Source: the annotation of a GenBank genome assembly
AAAGCCAAGCUAGAAAUCAUUGUGAGCGACGCCAGCAUUAGUAACGGCAUGUUGGAAGACAUCACCAUCAAGGAAUUUGAUUUACAUUGUGACAAUACAUCCCCUUCCCAUCUAAUGAGGAAAGAAGAAAAUUUAAGAGAGCCCCGGGAAUAAAAGGAAUCAUGUCCGUGGCCCCUCUCCUCCUGGUCCAAUUCGUGCAACCCUACCUCCCACAGGACCACCCUAGUGGAACCAUCAACACUCUAGGUGCAAAUUCGAGAACAAGCUUCGUCCAGCAGACAGCCUCCAGUGGGACCAAAGCAGCGCUAGAAGUAAUGGCGCGAUCCUAGUUCUGAGAGCUGUCAUCCAGAUAUACCAUCAACGCCAUUAAUCCCGGCCUAGUAGCCACUGACGUGUAC